AUCCUUGCUGUUGUGCUGCCCAACUCUGGCUUUCCUGUGCACAAAAGACCAAAAGAAACAUGAAGUUUUGCCCAAAAACUAUCAGUUUGUUGCAGACCAUCUCUGAACUAUUUUGUUUGAUACUACAAUGACAUCUGUGAAUUUCGUCAGGGAGAAAAAAACGCAACGGCACUUUGGAGAAGAUCCCUUUUCAUCUUCACUUUUUUGGAUGGAUUUGAGAAGAGUUUACUCUUUACUGCCAUGUAAAGCAAAGUGGUGCUGCUCUCUUAUAUGUAUAUAUAUAAGGUAGUGUAUCUCCUUACCCCGUAGUCCAUUCCACUCCACCACCAUUUCAGCAACACAGCCAAAGCAGCAGCUCAGCUCAGCUGUGUUUCCAGCGCUCACUAGCUAGCCAGCUGCUGCGCCACGCCAUGGCUCCUCUGCUGUUCAGGGACAUGAAGGGGCUCUCGUGCUCGUCUCAGGCGUCCACGGCGAUAUGCCCGAGCCUGGAGCGGCAGCCGAUGGUCCGGUCACACAAGGCCAUUGCUAGUCCCAGUCCCAGUCCCAGCCCCCUGGCUCAUGCUCCUGCCGAGCCCAGGACGCACCGGCACGAUGGCAAGAAAGGGCAGCAGCAGCAGCACAAGGCUGUGGUCGUCCCCAACAUCACCGGUGGCCUCGUCAGCCCGGCCGGCUCGUCCAGGUACUUGCUGAGCAGCGGCCGCUUCGCCGCCACCGUCACCGAGGAGAUCCAGGAGGUGGUGGAGUCUGCCCCGGCCCCGGCCCCGGCCGUCGAUGCCAAGCGGGAGGAGGCAAGUGAAGCUGCUGAGGCGAAGAGCGGCGCGCAGGCGCAGGAGCAGGUGGUUGUGCUCAAGGUAUCCCUGCACUGCAAAGCAUGCGCCGGGAAAGUGAAGAAGCACCUCUCCAAGAUGGAAGGCGUGACGUCGUUCAACAUCGACUUCGCGGCGAAGAAGGUGACGGUGGUCGGCGACGUGACGCCGCUGGGCGUGCUCAACAGCGUGUCCAAGGUGAAGAACGCCCAGCUCUGGGCGGCGCCGCCGGCGAUAGCCGCCUGAAGGGAAGACGAGGAGGGAAGUGAGGCCCGAAAACCAAAGCCUAGGAUCCGUUCUGGUUGGCUAUGGCUGCGCAGCUGGAGCUGGAGAGGUGCACGUACGCACCACGGCACCCGUGACGCGUGUGGGGCACUGGCGGCCACGGCCGGCCAGAGCACGCUGGGCCAGCGCGAGACUGUGAGCCUGCGCUGGGUGUGUCUCCUCGACCAGAAUGCGUCCACCGUGUGUCCGUGUCAUGGCACUUGAAUGCGGCUUUGGUUUUUUCCUGUGGUCGGCUUGUGACCCUCUCCUCUACUUGUUUGCUGUGGUUGGCGCCAUGCGAGGUGAAUGCGAUCUUGCUUGGUGCUUCCGUGCUUCCGUCUGUUUCUGUUAUGAAUGGAUGACUCUGCUUUUUUGCUCAGUGCUGUAAGCCUGUAAUUAAUAUAAGAAUUGGAAGAGUGGUGUGCCUGCAAACU
Sorghum bicolor (sorghum) is the source of this 1504-nucleotide messenger RNA. Its product is annotated as protein SODIUM POTASSIUM ROOT DEFECTIVE 2. The record is from RefSeq and is a predicted model, not a curated record. The transcript has 3 exons. Gene Ontology annotation, molecular function: metal ion binding. NCBI's taxonomy places the organism in Eukaryota, Viridiplantae, Streptophyta, Magnoliopsida, Poales, Poaceae. The coding region runs from base 411 to 1052 and encodes 213 amino acids.